Theobroma umbraticum is the source of this 2739-nucleotide messenger RNA. RefSeq names its product global transcription factor group E4 (gene GTE4). The record is from RefSeq and is a predicted model, not a curated record. NCBI's taxonomy places the organism in Eukaryota, Viridiplantae, Streptophyta, Magnoliopsida, Malvales, Malvaceae. Gene Ontology annotation, molecular function: protein binding.
ACGAGUGAAAAAGAACAGAGCUUUUUAGAGAGAGAAAGAAGUGGUGAAGAGAGAGAGACUCAGAAGAAGAUCUGAAAUCGAGCAACCACAGUUUAAUUUUGUAGAUCGAGGAGGGUUUUUUUCCCUAGACUUGCUGCGUUUCUCGUUGGAUUUGGCGGUUAAAACUUGGGGAAACUCAAGUUUGGGUGAAUUUGAGGAGGUUAAAUGAGGGUUUUGAUGGAGGUAGUAAAACCCUAGCUUGGAUUGAUUGGAGGAGGUGAAUUGUGUCGUUGGAGAUUGGAGAAGGGUAAAUUAGGGUUUUAAGCCCUACUAUAUAUGUAUGGCUUCGGCGACAGUUGUUGGAGAAGGAAAAGAGGCUGCAAGAGAGAAGCAGAGGUACACGGAGAGCAAGGUUUAUACUAGGAAAGCGUUUAAGGGUCCCAAGAAAAACAAUCUUGUCAACACCACAGCUAAGAACAGCAACAACGCCGACGACGACAACAAGAACAGCAACAACAACAAUAGCAGUGGCAACAACAACAACGUCAACAGCACUGCUCUGAACAACACCGCUGUCACCACAAACGCUGUCACAUUGAAUGACGACGGCAAUGCUAAUGACAAGAAUAAUGACGACGACAACCACCACCACAACUCUGCUGUAGCACCAGCUCAGCCUCUGCCUUUGGAGGAUGUGAAUUCCGCACACCAACAGCCUGUUCCGUAUGUAGAUACUGCAGUUUCUGAUGACUCUUCGAGUCUUAACAAACACCAGGUUGUGGCAGGCAACGGAGCAGUGAAGUCCAGUUCAGAGAACCGGGUUAAGAUUAAUUUGGCUUCAAGGUCAAAGCAGGAGAUGCGGGAUUUGAGGAGGAAGCUGGAGAGUGAGCUUGAUCUGGUGAGGAAUUUGGUGAAGAGAAUUGAAGCUAAAGAAGGGCAAAUAGGUGGUUUUAGUAAUUCCCGUCUUCUGUUGAAUGACAGUGUUGAUUAUGGACUGAAGAGGGUUCAAUCAGAGGUGGCUUCAGUGGGUAUUCCUCAGGAGCCUGUUAGGCAAUCAAGGCCCUUGAACCAGUUGAGUAUUUCUGUCUUGGAAAAUAGCCAGGGUAAUGAAAAUUUGGAGAAGGAGAAGAGAACACCAAAGGCGAAUCAGUUCUAUCGAAAUUCUGAGUUUUUGCUUGCAAAGGAUAAGUUUCCACCCGCUGAGAGUAACAAAAAGUCAAAAUUGAACGGGAAGAAGGCAGGAGGAGGCGAAUUUACUCAUGGGUUUGGUAUGGGUAACAAGUUCUUUAAGAGCUGUAGUUCUUUGCUUGAAAGGCUAAUGAAACAUAAGCAUGGUUGGGUCUUUAAUGCUCCUGUUGAUGUCAAAGGUUUGGGUUUACAUGAUUACUAUAGCAUCAUUAAGCAUCCCAUGGAUUUGGGUACUGUGAAGUCAAGGCUUAACGCGAACUGGUACAAGUCACCUAGAGAGUUUGCAGAGGAUGUGAGACUGACAUUUCGCAAUGCUAUGACAUAUAAUCCUAAGGGACAAGAUGUUCAUGUAAUGGCUGAGCAGUUAUCAAAGAUAUUCGAGGACAAAUGGGCUGUUAUAGAGGCAGAUUAUAUUCGAGAGAUGAGACUUGCAAUAGAAUAUGAAGUGAGUCUUCCUACAGCAACACCAAGAAAGGCACAUCCAAUGCUACCACCUCCACUUGAUAUGAGAAGGAUCUUGGAUAGAUCGGAGUCGAUGAUACGCCCUGUUGAUAUGAGACCAAAGCUCAUUGCUACUACUCCUUCAAGUAGGACCCCUGCUCCAAAAAAGCCCAAGGCAAAGGAUCCAUAUAAGAGAGACAUGACUUAUGAGGAGAAGCAGAAGCUUAGUACUAACCUUCAGAGUUUGCCUUCAGAGAAGCUGGACAACAUUGUACAGAUUAUUAAGAAAAGGAAUUCGUCUCUCUUUCAACAUGACGAUGAAAUUGAAGUAGACAUUGACAGUGUGGAUACUGAGACUCUCUGGGAGCUUGAUAGAUUUGUGACCAACUACAAGAAAAGUUUGAGCAAAAACAAGAGAAAAGCUGAACUUGCCAUUCAAGCCAGAGCAGAAGCUGAGCAGAUUGUACCUGAGAAGACCACCCCUGCUCCUGUUUUGGUGGAAGUCCCAAAAGAAGCCACAACUAAUGAGCAGAAUGCGUCUGCUUCAUCACCUGUUGAAGUCGACAAACAGGGAGAUAAUGCUAGUAGGUCGAGUAGUUCAAGUAGCUCUAGCAGUGAUUCUGGGUCUUCUUCAAGUGACUCCGAUAGUGAAAGUUCCUCAGCGUCUGGGUCUGAUGCUGGUCACUCACCAAGGUCUUGAAUGUUUUUGUGUCAGUGGCUGAUCAAAGAAAUUAGAGUAGGUGCUGAUCCAUUGUGAUCCUGAAGCUUUGCGAGUUGUGUUUAUGAUUUUGAAGUAGCAUUUGGUGUAUAGUGGAGAAGUUUUUGGUGCCUCGACGGGCUCCUGCCAUUUAGCCACCGGAGAGUGGGUCUGUUAGCACUCCACAUGUGGACUAUCUGUAUAAUAUUUGGUAGAAUGUGGUCAUGGUUAGGAAAAGUAGGGUUUGUUUGUGUAGCACGUGUACAUUGCUAACUACUGCUGCUCAUCCUAGUUUCAGGGACUUGGUUUUCGGUUUAUUAUGGCAGAUUCAGGAUUCUUUUGAUGUUAUAUACAGAAAACAGCAUUGUAAUUCAAGUUGAUGAAGUCAUAAUUGCUUCACAUUAAAUAAUCUCUGUGAAAGGGCGCUUAUCUGA